Aplysia californica (California sea hare) is the source of this 4938-nucleotide messenger RNA. Its product is annotated as gelsolin-like protein 2. The transcript has 14 exons. Lineage: Eukaryota; Metazoa; Mollusca; Gastropoda; Aplysiida; Aplysiidae. The coding region runs from base 449 to 1552 and encodes 367 amino acids. The record is from RefSeq and is a predicted model, not a curated record. Gene Ontology annotation, molecular function: actin filament binding.
AUAGCGAAUACAUAUCACAGCCUGUGUCUGUGUCUGUGACCCUCCAUCCAUCCUAUCGCGAGCGUGUGCCCCGGUGGCUUCUCCAAAGGCCUGAGUCAAGUACUCACGCUGCUAUUUCAACACGCGCGCUCUGCUCACUCACUGCUCCCUUCCUGGUUGGCUGCGUUGCUCACUAGAUUUCUAGCUGUGUUUACUAUUCUGUGUUUCAAUCGCCAGCAUUCUUUUUGGGUGCACGGUCGUAAAAGUGCCCGGCUUUGUGUUUUCAUACAGAGUUCGAGUUGGUGCAGCAAGUCGUUUUGACGAAAUAGAAACCUGUCCCACUUGUCGUGUGCCUAAGGGAGACUGAAGUACAGCGAAAUCACUGUUGUGGCGAUACAUUCUAUCUGUCCUAGGACUUCAGGUCUCAUUCUCAUUUGAAGCACAGUGAAAGAGGACUUAUCAUAACACAAUGGCCGGACUCAGGAAGGCAAAGAAGUAUGACUGGAAAGACACAAAUCUCGCUCUGUUUGGAUCAGACUUGGAGAAAAAUGUCAAAAAGGAGUCUGCUUCCAUGGAAGUAGCAUGGAAAGGAGCAGGACAAAAGCCAGGACUUCAGGUCUGGCGUAUUGUGCAAUUCAAGGUGACCUCUUGGCCUAAAGAAGAUCAUGGGAAGUUUUACUCCGGAGAUUCCUACAUUAUUCUGAAUACAUACAAAGAGGAAGGUGGUGACCAACUGCUCUACGAUGUUCACUUCUGGAUUGGACGAGAGAGUUCUCAGGAUGAGUAUGGCACUGCAGCCUACAAGACUGUUGAGUUGGACACUUUCCUGAAUGAUGUUCCCGUACAGCACAGAGAAGUGCAGGGCUUCGAGUCUGAUCUAUUCAAGUCUUACUUCAAGACCAUCACAGUAAUGAAGGGCGGAGCCCAGACUGGCUUCCGUCAUGUGGAGCCGGAGAAGUACAAGCCCCGCCUCCUGCACUUCUGUGGGCAGAGAAGACAGGUGGAAAUUAAAGAGGUUCCUCUCAGCAAGGAUCGUAUCAAAUCAGAUGAUGUGUUCAUUCUUGAUCUUGGCAAGACGAUUUAUCAGUGGAAUGGCUCAGGCAGUAACAAAGAUGAGAGGUUUAAGGCUGGCCAGUUCUGUCAACAACUGGAGUCUGAGCGGUGUGGACGGGCAAAGGCUGAUGUGUUGGAGGAGGGCAGCACAGACCCCUCGCAUGAAUUCUUCCAAGCCUUGACCGAUGAUGAUGAAGAUGACAGCAAUGAUGAGUUCAAUGCUCAAGAUGGCCAGCAGGAACUGUUCAGAUUGUCUGAUGCCAGUGGAAGGAUGACAUUCACAGUUCAGAAGAAGGGAUCAGUGUCCAAGUCAGAUUUUGACACAAGUGAUGUGUUCAUUCUGGAUGCCAAGAAGUCCCUGUAUGUUUGGGUUGGAAAGGGCACAUCCAAGGCAGAGAAGAGAAAUGCCAUGCAAUAUGCUCAUGAGUACUUGAUGAAGACAGACCAUCCUCUCAUCUCAGUGAGCUGCAUGCAGGAAGGCCGAGAGUCCAGAGACUUUGUGUCUGCCCUAGCAGCAUAAACACAGUGUUGAUUUUUUUUCUUAUGUCUAUAUAAUUACAAUUAUAAUAAGAUUGAAGGGCAAAAUCCCGCAGGCUGUAUGGUCAGAUGCAAUGCCUACAACAAUUACAAUUAAUUUUUAUGACACAGCCUGCGAAAUAAGUAUAAGUGGAAGCUUCAAAACUCAAAAUGUUUCACUGAGAACAACCAUCUCAAACAGAAGGCAGCAUAGCAGAACAUUUCUUUUUUUUCUUAUUUUGCAUUUGCUUGACAAACAUCUUGUGUGAAGUGAAAAAAACUACAGCUGAUUUCAAUCAUAAAGUAAAAAAAGAUGUUUUUAUUUGUAACCAUUUCCAGAAUCAUGACACAGAGUGAUAAAGAAAAAAGGUUCCAGAAAUAAGGAAGGCUCUUUCAUUACUCCUAAUUGCUCCGCAGAUAUGUAGGCCUACACAAAUUUCAGUGUCAUUUGUAUCACAUUCUAAAAAUGAUGAGUGUACAGUUAUUGUGUUCAAAUAUUUUGGAUAUUUGGUUAUCUUGAAUGUAACUCAAUAUAAGCAUGAUUUUUGUCACUGUUUUGGGUUUUUUGUUAUUGUUGGAGAUGUUUUCUUUAAUCCAUACAGUGAUAUUGUGUUGUCAUUCAUUAUCCUUUUAUAUGCAUGUAAUUUUGUCUGUUUCAACUACAGUUAGACUGAGGAUGGUUUACCACAUUGUUUGAAUAGUGUGAAUUGUUGUUGGGUUUUUUUCAUGAACAUUUUUUUCAUAUUUUUCCUCCUUUUUUGUUUUGAUGUUAUGGGAGAGGGUAAAAGUAGAUAGAAAAUGUUUUCUUAGAGUUUUCCAUUUCUGCAUGCCAUAGAUAUAACAACUAUAACGUUGUGUAAGGGAACUUCCAAGUAGCUAUGUACCUACCGGUCAUGUCUUCCAAAAACUUCUUAUUUGACUGAAAUGCAAUUUUUUAAAAUAGUCUCUAGCUGUGCACGUAUGUGCUAAAACUUUAACUUCUGACAUGUCAUUCCAUAACCAGCUAUGUGAUAAACUUGUGUGCUCAAAGUUUAAUUCAUUUUUAUAAAUCUGCUCAGAGCUGAAUGAUCAAGUAAGUACCAACAAAACUAAAGAGCUUGUCUUACAGACAUAGCAAGAUCCAGUUGGGUGCUUGGAAUGUUUUGAAAUAAAUUUGGAAAGAAGCUGCCAAGUUCAAAGUUGCUCUAUAAAAAUAAAAUCUGUGAAAGUAUAUGAAGAGUACGGCGGAUUAAAACAGCAAAGUCUGUUUCUUAAUUAAUUUGAGUAUUACCUCAUGGAGAUUUCAUGGCACUGUAUAGUUUAAUGUAAACUAACGUUUUAAAGUGAGAAAAAGGGCAAGGUCCUUGUAAAGAUGAAGGAAAAUACUUGUCUAUCCUUUAAGAUAUGAAGUUUCAAAUUUUGAAACUAAAAUUUCUCAAAAUCUCUGAAAUGUGAAGUUUUCAUAUAUAAAUAGAGUAAUUACUUUUAGUUUUGUCAUGAUAAUCCUUUUUGACAGGUAUUUAGUCAUGUAGAUAUACUAUAUACACGAAUUUGUCCAGAGGAAGGGGGAGAGUUUUUAUUUGUGUUCUUUUGACACAACAGUUACUACCACAUGAGUGUAUUAUUUCAAUUUCAAUAUAUAGAGUAUUUCAUUUUUUUAAAUCCAUAGCCUUAGUGUGUUUGUUAGAUUUAAUUAUUAUUCUAAUUUCUUUUGGUCCAUAUGAUAAAAUCAUCUUAUCUUUUCUUUCUGCUGUUUUGGAUUAUAUUAAGAUAAAGUGACCAUAGUUUAUGCCUUGUAGUCAGGAGUUCCUUAGGUUAGAUCCCUGUAGAACUGCACAGAUUUUCUUCUAUGCCAGUUACAUAGAGUUCUCCAACAUUCGGAUGUAGUUUAACCCAAGUGCAGUGAGACAUGACCAAGAGAACCUUUACUUCAUGUUUAAAGAUUAAUUUAUUUUUUUUUGGGGGGGGAGGGGGAAAUAAUGUAAGACAUAACAAAGCAAAAAAAUCACCUGUCCAGACUUUUGUACCACUUUGAGAGGACAAUAAUUUGUACUGAAGUUCAUUGUAUGCCCCUAAUUGGGUUUGUAAUGUUCAGAAGCACUUCGGCUGGAUGUAACUAAUAAAGAUUCAACAUUCUUCCACUCCUCGAGCUUCCUGAAGUAUGAUUAAAACUCCAUUGUUCACUACUUCCGUACGUAUGUGACAUGAAGUAUUUUCUUGAAUUCCAUGAAAAAGUUUUACAUAACCUAACGUUGGCAUUUUGGGUAGACAUAACCUUGCUGCUUGAAAAUAAACACCCUUCCGACCAAUACUUAGAGCCAUGUAAGCUUCAAACUUCUGUUCCAUGUGUCAUGCAAAUGCAGAGCAUGUCUGUGACAAUGGGGCUAACUAACAACCCACUGCACUGGUUUUUGUUGGACUAGAGUGUAUAAUAGUUAUACACAGAAGCCAUUUUGUUACUUCAUGUUCUGUGCAUGGAUCUGAAUACAUAAUCAAAAGAUUUUUUACGUCAGGUACAUCCCACUGAUAUGCUUUUAGAUGCUAUAACAAACAGCUUUUUGAAAAAUGUGUAAUAUUUAGCUAGACAUUAAUAAUAAUAAUAAUAGAUAGCAUUUGAAUUUGCAUAGCGCAAAUUCCCGCUCAACAGCAAGCUCUAUGCGCUUUACAAAUAAAUAAAUACAAGAAAACAUUUCUAGAUACACCAUGCAUUCCACACUUGCUCGACCUGCAUAGUCAUUUUUAUAUGACAUGCUUUGUACACCAAGUGUAGUUAGAGGGCCGAUUUUUCAUUCUGAUUUCUCAGUACCUUGCAGAAGUAUAAAGUAGCUGCUGAUGAAAUGUUACAGUUACAGUACAGCAUCAACCUCUGCAGAUAAUUUUGUAGAUUUAUACUACUCUUUUAUAAAAAAUAUUUCAGUAUUUUGAUGACUUCCUAAUGGACAAUAAAACAUGAUUUAAUUAUAUACGUAGCCAAAGUCAAUUUCAUCACAGAUGUGUUGGAGUGGAGAAUGGGGAGUUUCAUAAAGUUGCAUUAAAAUUGUUUUUGUUUUUUCUUAAUUUAAAGUAUGUGAUGCUACUGAUUUAUACCUUUAUUCUGUUGUUGUUUUUAGUUUGGAUUUUUUUGGCAAGUUUGUUAGUAAAGUGUAAUUGUGUGCAGUGGUUCUCAUUGUCUUCAAUUAACGGCUCAAUCCAAUUCUAAGAUUCAUGAAAUUGUACUGUUAGAUUUCAUAUUUAUACUAAAUUCAGUGAAAAGAAAAAGAAAGAAUCUGUGUAUCAAGGAUAUCUUUUGACAUAUUUUUUUUUGUAAUAAUUAAUUUUAGACUUUUAGAAAAAGGAAACAAAACUUGUGUUUUGUGUGAAACCUUUUUUCAUCAACCUGCUCAGUUUAAUAAUAAAGUUUAUAAAGUCUUA